ACUAAGUCUUUGUGUAUGGAAACAAAAAUGUCUUCCACGACAUAGCGACUUGCAUUAAUAUAGGCAUUGGAAAAAUUAUUAAUUUGUAGCUAUAUUCUCAGAACUGGAAGCAGCUGUGACGACAGUGGAGUGGCAGAAUAUUUACAUAUAGCGUUUAUGCUGAACGAUGGUGAUGCUGGAUAUUAGCAUACUCCAGUCAUGAAUCACACAAGUCGGUAAGUCGACGGUGUGUCUACAUACAUAUACGUGUUCACCAUCAAUCAUUACAUAUCGGUUAAGUGGCUGGUGUUUGUGACGUGUACCUCAUCUUCUGGCAGGAGUUGAUGUGUGGCUUCUAGUGCAGCUGCACGUGACAGCCCACAUUUACAGUCAUCGAGGUCAGAAUCCUCGUCGCAGUGCCGAGAUGGUUGUAAUGUUGAGACAGUGUUGUUGCGGGUGUUCGCUCAAGACUGGAAGCAGCAUCAUCAGCGUCACAGACGCGACUAUUGGUAUACUGAGCAUAGUGCUAGCAAUUUCAGGACCAGAAUUUUCAAAGGAUUUUCACGGGAUGUUUGAAGUUGUGAUUGCGAGUGGAGUCACAGGGGCCAUAUUGAUGAUGGUUAGCAUCCUCAUGUUUUUCGGAUCUCGCAGAGGUCAAAUGCGGUACCUGCUUCCCUGGCUUCUUUACGGGUGCCUUUACCUCUUUCUGUCAUUUGUCCAGCACAUAAUAUUUGCCAUUACCAAUUUCACCCACGACCGUUUUGGAGUUGCAACUGGAUUUAUCGUGGUUCUAUUAAUCCAUGAAUGUUUGCAAGUGUACUCCCUCCUAGUUGUAUACAGCUACUAUCGAGACCUGAAAGGAGAAGGAUCAACAAUGCCCUGAACACAAAACUUCUUUACUUCACUUAAACUUCUGUACCCGCAAAUCACUUUUGUGACGGAUACCAACUUCUGAAAUCAUGCUGAUUGGAAGGUUAUAAUUCUCAGGCCAGAUGAUCCACACACAUACGAUCUCACCACGAUCACACCUUCCAAGUGAUGAAUGACCGAUGUUCAUAUGCUGAAUUUAUGUACGAAUAACCAUUAUAAAUAAACAGUCACAGAGGAAGAGUUUUAUAGCUUUGCUGUGGAAAACAUACCAAACCAGACAAUAACAUCAAAAUUUUCAGUGCAAUAAUAAGCUAACUCGCAGCAUGCUGUGAUAAGAAGGGGAAAAUCAUAGUUACAUACCAAUACAGACCAAAAAACCGAACUUCUUUGUUCGAAGACAUUAUCUCCUGUUUGUUUAGUUUGUUACAUAUUGUUAUCAAAUUUGUUUCUGUAUGCUGGAACGCAAUACAAUAUAUAGCUUUCUUUAGAAACUUUCUUUGAAAAGCAGUUCUAGCACUGAAGCAAGAUGUCAAAUAGAAAUGCUUUCAUUAGUAUUCCAUCUUCAUUCUAGGACACUGUAAUUUGUUUUAUUAUGGGUUAGAUGUUUUCAUUGUAAAUAUUCACUGAUAAUUAUCAGAUUAUAAUCUUCCAUGUCGAAAUCGUAUAUGACAACAGAAUUGCAUGCUUAAGAUUUUAAGAACCAUGCAAAUGUGAAUGAAAAUCUAUGAUGUAUCAUGUGUAUUAUUAUUAUUAUUAUUAUAGCGUAUAUGCAUCAUGUUAUAUUAAUUUCCUUGAAAGUCGCACAAAUGUUAUUUAUAUUAAAGCACUUGUAACGUUUUUAUGCUUGUGAACUUAUCACCCUGUGGAAGUUCAUAAUUUUUCGACCUACUUGCAUUCAAUAUUCAUUCGCGCAAUAAAAAUAUUUAAUUUUUCAAAUUA
Messenger RNA from Zootermopsis nevadensis, 1788 nucleotides. RefSeq lists its product as uncharacterized. NCBI's taxonomy places the organism in Eukaryota, Metazoa, Arthropoda, Insecta, Blattodea, Termopsidae. The record is from RefSeq and is a predicted model, not a curated record.